Messenger RNA from Lytechinus variegatus (green sea urchin), 3691 nucleotides. RefSeq names its product hepatoma-derived growth factor-related protein 2-like. Gene Ontology annotation, cellular component: nucleus. The coding region runs from base 122 to 3517 and encodes 1131 amino acids. The transcript is spliced from 17 exons. Gene Ontology annotation, biological process: regulation of transcription by RNA polymerase II. Lineage: Eukaryota; Metazoa; Echinodermata; Echinoidea; Temnopleuroida; Toxopneustidae. The record is from RefSeq and is a predicted model, not a curated record. Gene Ontology annotation, molecular function: transcription coregulator activity; double-stranded DNA binding.
AUCCAAAGACAAAAAUUUUCUCGUCUAACUUCAAUCCAAUCACUUAAAAAUGGCGCUUUUCUGUGGAGCGACGGAUCGUCCAUGCUGAUUCCGACAACAAAACCUGAAUACCCACACCAAGAUGUCUCGUCCAAAGCACUAUGAGCCUGGAGACAAGGUUUUUGCCAAGAUGAAAGGAUGGCCCUUUUGGCCAGCAAGGGUUGAUGAUGUACCAGAAGGUGGUGUCAAGCCACCACCAAACAAAUAUCCAAUAUUCUUUUUUGGCACACAUGAAAGUGCUUUCAUGGGAUUUAAGGACCUGUAUCCAUACAAGGAAUUUAAAGAGAAGUUUGGCAAACCCCACAAACGCUUUGAAGCAUUCAACAUUGGCCUAUGGGAAAUAGAAAACAACCCCCAUGUCAAGUUCCAUGGAUUACAUCCUGGAUCUUCAACUGAUGAUGAGGCAGCUGAUGGAGCAGUCAAGACAGAAGAAGAUGAGAUAGAUAUGGAGGAGGAGGCGGAUUCUGAUGGAGGUUUGGUUGUAGAUGAAGGAGCAAAGAAAUCAAAACCAAAGGAGAAGAAACAGUCUCAACCAAGAAAAAGAAAAGCAAGUGGAGAAACUAAAAAGGCCAAACCGAAGAAAUCUCGCAAAUCAUCAGGCAGUGUGAAAGCUCAACCUGUAGCAGAUGAUGAUAUAGAUGAAACUGAUUAUGAUGCUACACCAUCAGAAAAUGACAGUAGUGGGGAGGAAUUUUCACCUAAACAAAAGAAGGGUCGGAAGUCUGAAGGUAAAGGUAGCAAGAAGUCAAGAUCUCAAGUGGACUCUGAAGAUGAUGAUGAUGAGGAAGUCAAAUCAGACAAAGACUCAGAUGAAGAGGAUGAUGAUUUUGAGAAGACUAAGAAGAGCAAAAAGAAAACACCUGCCAAGAAACAAUCUCCAAAAGAGAAGAAACCCAGAGCAACUCCCAAAUCAAGUGCCAAAAAGAAGCCACCUCCUAAGCCAGCAUUAGAUUCAUUAAGUGAUACGUUAUCAAGCAGUGACAGUGAACCAGACUUCCAUUCAUCCUGGAAGAAAAAAGAUGAAGAGAAAAAAAGGAAGAUUGAAGAAAUGAAGAAAAAGCAAGAACAAGAACAGCUGAAAGAGAUGAGAGAAAGAGAACGUUUAGAUGAACAGAAAGAAAAACUUGAAAAGGCCAAAAAGAAGGAGGAGAAAAAGAAGAGAAAGUCUUCUGAGAGUGAAGAAAAAUUGAAGGCUGCAAAAGAAGAAUUGAAAGAAGAGGUGAAAAAAGAACCACAGUCAAGUGAUGAUGAAAUCCAGAAAGAAAUAGCACCAAAGAAAAAAGAAAAAGGUGAAGGAAAGUCAAAACAAAAGAUUGAAUCCGAAGAGGAGGAAGAAGAAGAGGACCAAAACAAAGAUCAACAGAAUGAAGGUGAUGAUGAUAAGGAUGAAGAUUCAAAAGCUGACAGAAUAAAGCGAAAAGAAGAGAAGGAAAAGGAAAAAGAACGGAAACGUUUGGAAAAAGAGAAGAGGAAACAGGAGGAAAAGGAAAAGAAGAAAGAAGAAAAGUUAAAGAAGAAACAAGAUGAAAAGAGAAGAGAAUUGGAGAUGAAGAAGAAGCGGGAAGAGGCUAAAAAGAAAGAAGAGGAGAGAAAGAAAGCUGAAGCCAAGAGGAAACAAGAAGAAUUGAAAAGAAAACAAGAAGAGAAGAGGAAAAAAGAAUUAGCUGCCUUCAAGGCAAAGGAACUUGAACGGAAGAAAGUAAAAGAAGGAUUUUUGAAAGACAAGCAUAAAGAAACUGAAGAAAAGAUUGAAACAUACCAUGUGAGCCUCAAGCAGUCACUUGCACUCGAUAAUCCAGAGCCAGCACGUAGCUUGCAGAUUAUGGCAAACAUUGACCAGAUAGUUGAUCGCUUGACACCUAGUCUUCUAAAAAAACAUGUUGACUUUGUGCAGACAAUAAAAAAGGUGCGUAAAUACAAGUCUAGUGAUGCAGUUCGCAAGAAGGCAGAAUAUCUCUAUAACAAGCUUAAACUAGUGUUUCUCAUGCAAGAUUCUGAGAGUGCGGCACAGCUUAAGAAAGAAAUGGAGAAUGAAUCAAAGAAGGCGUCUCAAACACCUAAAUCAGAUGAUAAAGAAAACAGACUUAGUGAGCCUGUGACUGAAAUGAAAACAGAUGAGAAAGAUUUGGUGAAUGAAAGCAGAGCAGAGCAUGCCAAGGAAAAUGGUGAUAUGGACACUAGUGAAGUUACGACAGAAAAAUCAGAACAGCAUGUCAUACAAACAGAUGAAGUCGAUAAAGAAUUGGCUCAGAAUGAAUCUGCGAACUCUACUGAAAUUGAUGGAAAGGAUGAAUAUGUUGACAUUGUACCGACUGAAGUAUCACCUAAUCCUGGAGAUGAUGUUUCAGAGCAGAAAGAGACUGAUCAAGAACCAGCUGUGAAUGAGGAAUCCUAUGUAGAAAGUGUAGAUAUUAAGGAGGAAGCACAAGAACAAGAGCAAAGUCAAGAGGAGGAGGAGGAUAAAGAGAAAAAAAAGUCAAGUGAAUCACCAGAAAAUGCAUUUGGACGUGAUAUUUUUUCAGGAUCUAGUUUGGCAAGGGAUUUGUUGAAGCGGGCAGCAGAGGAAGGAUUAGUGAAUUUGGAUGAAGAAAAAUCAGAUGAAGUGGAGCAGGUUGAGGCUGAAGAGAAAGAGGAAGGUGAGAUAGAUGAUGAUGAUGAUGAUGAUGAAGAUGGCGAUGGUGAUGAUAUGGCUUUAGCAACUCCUGAUAAUGACAGUGAUGAUAUGGAGCUUGAAACUCCUGAAGAACAAACAGUUGAAAAGGAGAAACAGCCUGAAGAAACUGAGGAAGAAACUGAAGAAGAAUCAAGGCUAGGAGAAGAUUGGUGGGAGCGUGCUCGUUCAUUGCUUCAGUCUCGGCAAGGAUUUGAAACUAUUGAUCAGAGCAAGUCAAAAGAUGGUGUUAAAAAGAUCAGUGGGACUAGUAACCUUCCAUUGCCAAGCACAGACUCUUCAAACAAAAAGAAUGAGAGCCGUCAACAUAGAUGGGAAAGCUCAAGAACUGAACCUUCAAAGCAUAAGCGAGAAUCAUCCAGAUCAGUAUCUGCAGUAUAUGGCAGUGCAAACAGGAAAGCACACAGCAGUAUUCCUCCAGAGUAUGGCAAAGCUUUGAAGAAGCAAGACUCAGAUGAUGAUGAUGAUGAUGAUAUUCCUCCAGAGUAUGGACAAGCAAACAGGCAUCAAAAUGUUGAUGACGAUGAUGAAGUGGAUGAUGAUGAUGUCCCUCCAGAGUAUGGCAAAGCUCUACGUCAGCAGUCCGAUUCAAAGUCUUCCUCCUGGAAGAAGGCACCUGUUUCUGUGCCUCAGGAUGUUCAGAGGAUACCUGUCUUGGGUGCUCCAUCUUACCCAGUGAUACCACACCAACCUAUCCCACCUCAUGGUGAUGACAUGGACAUCUCUGAUGGGGAACAAGAACAAGACAGGCCCAAGGACAAAGACCAUGCAUUUAGUGAUGACUGCAUGGACACAGACUCUGAUUGACCUGUAAAGAUAUCUUCUGUACAGUUGGUGUGAUGGCUGCUACCUGAUCACAAUGGUACUCGUGUGUCAGUAUGAAGAUCAAGGAAGAUCAUAGACAAUAACCUGUAAACAUGAGAUCUUGUUACAUGGUGUGUUUUUUAUAUGAAAGAGUUUCUACGUGAUUUAGCAGCUCUU